Durio zibethinus is the source of this 1127-nucleotide messenger RNA. The record is from RefSeq and is a predicted model, not a curated record. Lineage: Eukaryota; Viridiplantae; Streptophyta; Magnoliopsida; Malvales; Malvaceae.
CCAUGUACACACACACACACACACACCAAAACACCCGGGUCUAAUUGAAACAGUAAAGUCCUCUCUUUUCAGGUUCUACAAAUCGAUCGAUCUGGCGAAAAAUUCUCCUUCCAAAGAUGGAAGCCGCCAAUAACCCAAAUUCGGAAGCUGUUAGAAAGCCUCAACUUAUCUACCGCUGUAAAAAGUGCAGAAGAAUCGUUGCUUCGGAGGAAAGCAUAGUUCCUCACGAACUUGGCAAAGGCGAACAAUGUUUUAAAUGGAAAAAGAGAAGUGGUGAUAAACUUGGGGAGGAGAAGGAACCGACCCAAUGUUCUUCCAUUUUUGUGGAGCCCUUGAAGUGGAUGCAACCAGUUCAAGAAGGGUAUGUAGAAGAAAAACUUCAAUGCAUUGGCUGCAAAGCUCGAUUGGGUUCCUUCAAUUGGGCUGGUAUGCAAUGCAAUUGUGGAGCUUGGGUUAAUCCUGCUUUUCAGUUGCAUAAAAACCGGUUAGAUGAGUGCUAUAUGUGAACAGACUUUUCUUACUAUUGCUUGAUAGGUUAAUCUUGCAAAUUCUAUGGUUAGGUAUAGUUUAUUUUAGGAGAUUAACAUUGGUACAUGAUUCAGUAACCCGUUGUUAAAACUGCUAGCCUGUUGCAAUUGAUGGUUAUUUUUAGUAAAUGCUGCUUCUGUUUUGACUUGAUGUUGUUUAUGGCAAUUAACUUUCUGAUAAUCAAAGAUUAGAACUCAAGGAUUGCAUGGCUGUUUUUUGUUGAAAUUGAAUUUGGAGUAACCACUGAAAAAUAAAUUCAUUUGGUUUUAUUUUUCUCUGUUGAUUACUGGCAUGAGAAGUGCACCGGUCUAUAUCAAGGGAAUUGCAUGGUAUGUAAUACAUUAAGUAGCAAAGCGCAUAGCUGCUAAAGGGUAGGCUAGGUGGGUUGUGAACUGACAACAAUCACUGGAAUCUGGUGGCUCCCCAAUAGCUAGACAGUGCAUUUACUGCCCACCAGCGAGGCUCUUGAAGCGGAUUUUUCCCGUGGGUGGGUCAUCCACUACAAGCUCAUUCACUGGAGGCCACAGCAUGAGUUUCCUAGCCUUCACACCCUUAAGCUUUGUGAUCCGCUUCUUGUCAACAAAACCGGUAAUUUCAAU